Messenger RNA from Vitrella brassicaformis, 2324 nucleotides. The record is from the annotation of a GenBank genome assembly. Lineage: Eukaryota; Vitrellaceae.
GGGGAUGUCAUUUCGCAGCCUCUUCAGCCGCUCCUUAGCGGGCCCAUCGAGAUACGUCCAGAAGGCGCAAAGAUCUGCCACGACCCUCUCGCAGCCCUCUUCCCUCGCCCCAUGGAUCAGCCCCCCCUGUGCGUUUGGCGGCCCAUCUGCCAUGAGCGUCUUCGCCUGUCGUCGCCUGAGCACGAGCCGGGUGCACCACAUCCCAUUGCCUUUGUUUGAGGAGGCGACCAAGUUCUUCUUGCGGAAGCCGAAGAUAGAGGGCGCGACGUACGACGACAUUCAGCUCAAGGAGCCGAGCAAGGACGACCUGGCCAAGUUCAGCAAGGAGAGCGGCAAGUUCCUGCGGUUCCUCAAGAUCUGGUGCGAGGAGGACGGCCGCGGCCAGCAGUGGGUUGAGUACGUCAAGCAGUACGACACGACGGGCCACCUGACCGUCGAGCGCGACGUAUACCUGACGCGCGAUGAGGUCUCGAGCGCCAUGAUCGAGAGCGGCUACGACUACAAGGAGGUGUACGCCCUCGAGACGUUCUUCUCGCCCGACGACAAGUUCCACUACCCCGAGAUCAGCAUCCUCUUCAACAUCGACGAGCAGCACACCUACGAGUACUGCAUGCGCGUGCGGGCCAGGAACCACUCGGUCGUCGCCGUCAAGGAGGAGAGACGGCCGGCCCUCGUCCGCAGCUACGCCCUUUUCUUCGCCGCCGUGGCCUUCUUCUUCAGCUACACGCCGCUGUCGAGCUACAUCUUCAUCGGCAAGCUCAUCCCGUCGACGCUGCUCUACUACUUCCUGGUCUUCCAGGGGCUGGGGAUGCCGCUGGACGCUGCGAUGCGCCAGAUCUCCCGGCUGGCGUGCGAGAAGCAGAUGAUGACGGUGCUCGACGGCGAGGAGGCCAUCGCUAUGCGCAUGAGGGACUUCGCCCAGGACGGCGAGUGCCUCAAGUCCCUCAACGAGUUCAAGGGCGAGGCCCAGGCGUCCCUUAUCGCCUACCACAAGGCCCUGGUGGUGCGGCAGAAACAGGCACUCAAGGAGAAGCUCAGCCGGCAGCUGCUGUCCAUCCAGCAGGCCGAGGCGUCCAUCGGCGCGUCGCUGCAGGACGUCAUGGUCAGGGAGCUCGUCAAGAUGUUCCGGGAGACCUUCCCCAAGGACGCACAGCUGCAGGACGCCGCCCUCAAGAGCGCCAUCGCCAACAUCGCCGGCGACAAGGUCCAGGACCCGAUCGCCGGCAAGUUCCUGUCGGCCCUAAAGGACCUCUCAGCGGCCGAUCUUGAGAAGACCAAGGGCAACGAGGCGGGCACUUUGGUGGAGCGCGUGGCGGCCGUGUUCCAGCAGAAGGAGAAGGACUUCCUGUCCAACUUCACUGUCAAGGGCGAGGAGGUCAGCGAGCUCAAACAGAUCAUCGCCAAGAUCAAGACCGGCACAGCUGACGGAUACGACUUCAAAAAACUCGACACGGCGACCUCUCAGGUGCGUCCACGAGGAAGAGACACCCAACACACACUCAUCCAUCCAUCCAUCCAUCCAUUAUAACGCACACACAUGCUGUGCUGUCCUGUCUCUCUGUGUGUGUGUGUGUGCAGAAGCUGGACUCGCUGUACUCGUCGAUCAACGCCCGGAUGGGUUUCGACGUGGCGGACGAGCGCAUGAUAACCGUCACCACCCAGGACACCAUGCCCAUCCAUGACGCGGGAGCCGCCGACUUCGUCGAGGCCGUCAACGCCAAGGUGGCUGCCUCGGCGGACAAGAUCCGCACCAACCGGCUGACGGCUUUCCUCAAGGCUUUCGACUGACUGACUUGUGAGUGAGGCGGCUGUGGGUGGGUGUGGGUGUGGGUGGGAGGCUGGAGCGUUUUGGUUGGUGGUGGUGGUAUAUGCGGUUGUGCACACGGACGGAUGUGUGAAUGGUGCAUCCGUCAAAGCAGUCAGUCGUACUUUGUGUGAGGUCAGGUGGUGGAUGGCAUGGCCACAUGGCUGCCGGCCGGCCAGCCAGCCGGUGUGGGGCAGAGACGCAUGCACGCAAAUUCCUGUGUGUCGGGUGACAGCGAGCGCGGCGUACAAGUGGGUGGGUGGGUGACGUGUUUGCAGCUGUCAUGGGACCGACCAUUUAUUAUCGACGACUGGCUGCUGAAUGAGUGCAGUGAGUGAAUGGCUGAGGUCACCGUACUCACGGCAAAUGCAUGCGUGUAAGAGGCACACCCAGUAAGUCCACACACACACACACACACAGAGAGAGAGAGAGAGAGACACAGACACACAGCCCCGUGCGACUGGGUGUGUGUCAUGACCAUUUAGCGACUAUGAAUGCAUGGAGGGGGCGGCACUGCGAU